AUGUAUAAGCCCUUCCUUCAGUGCCAUAAUGGCGGUGAUGGUGGUGAGGCUGUUGCAGUUUCUGUGUUGGUAUUCCGUGACAGUGGUGGUGGUAAUGGUGUCGGACCUCUAAAUGGACUUGACCUCGAAUUCGUGGAUGACCACGGUCGCCAACUUGACCUACAUCUGAGCGAAAUGCUGACUUUCGGUGGCAGGAGUAGCCCUGCAGCCCAGGAAAUUCAACUGCCCGCCUCUAUGUACUCCUUCCUGGUCACCGAGUCAGAA
This is a messenger RNA of Dibothriocephalus latus, 264 nucleotides long. NCBI's taxonomy places the organism in Eukaryota, Metazoa, Platyhelminthes, Cestoda, Diphyllobothriidea, Diphyllobothriidae. The record is from the annotation of a GenBank genome assembly.